This is a messenger RNA of Zingiber officinale, 3352 nucleotides long. Its product is annotated as (+)-neomenthol dehydrogenase-like. Gene Ontology annotation, molecular function: oxidoreductase activity, acting on the CH-OH group of donors, NAD or NADP as acceptor. Gene Ontology annotation, cellular component: membrane. Lineage: Eukaryota; Viridiplantae; Streptophyta; Magnoliopsida; Zingiberales; Zingiberaceae. The transcript is spliced from 6 exons. Bases 24 to 947 code for a protein of 307 amino acids. The record is from RefSeq and is a predicted model, not a curated record.
UAUUUGUAGUUCUAGCGACUCUGAUGCGAUACGGAAGAAGCGAUGCGAUGGACAACCCAACCCUGCAAAAGGUUGCAGUGGUGACAGGGGCCAACAAAGGAAUCGGGCUCGAAAUAUGUAGGCAGCUCUCCGCCAGAGGAGUCACGGUGGUGCUAACAUCCAGAGACGAGGAGAGGGGUCUCGCGGCCGUCCGCAAGCUCGAGGCCUCCGGCUCUGCCGAUGUGGUAUUCCAUCAACUGGAUGUCAAUAAAUCCGCUAGUAUCGCUUCUUUGGGGGAUUUCAUCCAUACCCGAUUUGGAAAGCUAGAUAUACUGGUGAAUAAUGCAGCUAUUGGGGGAAUAGCAUCGAAUACUCAGCUACUGGAUUCCUCCAAGCAAGCGAUGCAGCCAGUUAGCUCAUCAGGCCUGGCAAAUGCAAUUGUAGAGACUUAUGAAUUAGCCGAAGAUUGCAUCAACACAAACUAUUAUGGUCCAAAAAGAGUGACAGAGGCAUUUAUCCCUCUGCUUCAGUCAUCCCAAUCACCAAGGAUAGUGAAUGUAUCCUCACUCUAUGGGAAACUGCAGUACAUCCGCAGCGAAAGAAUCAAAGAAGAGCUAAGGAAUGUGGAUACUCUUUCAGAAGAUAGAUUGGAUCAACUGGUGCAGGCCUUCAUGAAUGAUUUCAAGGAAGGGAAGUUGGACCAAAAUGUCUGGCCAACGAGAAACAUGGUGGCAUACAAAGUCGCUAAAGUUGCUUUGAGUGCUUACACAAGAAUCCUCGCAAAGAGGUACCCAAAAUUCUGCAUCAAUUGUGUCAAUCCUGGUUUUGUUAAGACAGAUCUAAACUGGAACCUUGGAGUUCUGCCUGUUGAAGAAGGAGCUGAGGGACCUGUGCUUCUAGCCAUGCUCCCUGAUGGAAGCCCCUCAGGGCUUUUUUAUGAUCUGAAAGAAGUUUCCUCCUUUGAAUGAAAUGAUUAACUCAAAUGUUGCAACACUUAAAACUCUUGUUUUCUCUGCAAGAGCAAAUGUUGAUGGAAAUUUUCCAUAAGGCCAAACUGGUCAUAAUAGUUGAAUAUUUGGAUUAUCAUAAAAAAAAUGUACCUUAAUUAUUUAGUUAUUAUAUAUGGUGGCAUAAAGGUGAAUACGCUCAUCCUCAGCGUCCCCGUCAAUUCGUCCCAGAGCCAACACGGAGGAGGUAAAUCACGGACGACUACUAGCCUUUAAAAUAAUAACUAGCAUAUAAGGGAGACAUUUACCUCGGCUUUGCCGAGAUUCGAACACCAGACUCAUGGUGACAAUACCUCAUGUGCUAGCCACUAGACCCAUCCGAGGGGACAAUUUAGUUAUUAUAUAUGUUCCUACAUGAGAUCUCUGAUAAACGAGCCAUCAGACAGUUUGUUUGUCUUCUAAGUUGAUGAAGUCACUGAAUGCUGAGGAGGGUUGAUCGUCUUGAAAGCUCGCAAAGUUGGAAAGAGAGAAAGAGAGUAUUUGAAUGGAGGUUAGGGGAUGUCUUCGCUCAGUCACUCUGAUGUUUAAGUAAAAUCUCCUAUAGGGGAGAUGGAAAAAAAGAACAAUAAAUAAGAAGAUGCGGGAAUUUUUGAGUGUGUGCGCGGACCUCCAUUGUAGGUGCACUCAUUUUAUAUCACAACUGUCUAGUACCUCUUUGGUAUUAAUUGAUGAUGGGAUGUCAGUCGUACUCCAUCUUUUUAGAAAAGAAGACCAUCCUUUGUGAGUUAUCAUACACAGGUGCACCAUCUUGUUUCACAAACUUUGACAUACGUGAGGUAUGGGAUCAGAGGAUUUGAUCAUAUUAGGUUAUAGGAUGUCAGGCUUACAUAAUUGAGCUAGAUAGACUUGAGCAUCGGGUCAGUAAGAGUUGAGUUGAACAACACAGCAUCUCGUGUCAGUGGAGCUGAUCCAAGCAAGAUCGUUGAAUCCUAAUUAUGCAGAAGGACACUGUUAGAUCGGUAGGACUGAAUGGAGAUGUGCAGAGUGUCGGAUCGAGUCGAUAGAGACGAGCCGAAUGGCACUGACCUGUCGGAUAGGUAGAGCUAAGCUGAACAGGAUAAUGUGUCGAGUUGGGUCAAUAAAGAUGAGAUCGCGGUCUUAUAAGUCAACGAAGAACAAGUGUCAUGGAGAAGAUUGUAAAUGCUGUACAAGGGGAUUUACAUAAGCCAAAUCUCUGGGGUGGAGAUAGACUGAACCAGAGGAAUCAGGUCAGCCGAGUCCAAGAUGUUGGAGUAGAUUGGACUAGAGGAGUCGAGCAAGUUGAAUCGAAGAUGUUGGAUAGAUCCAACCGGAGGAAUCCAGUAAGCCGAGUCAACAUCGACUUGCUUGACCUUUGAUCAGGUAGCGAAAUCGAACGACUAUGUGUCUAUGUGUAGGCCACAUGCUAUCACCCCAUCAAUAUAUUUUAUAUUGGCAGAUUAAUUUACAAGUAUUAUUAUUUCACUUUCUGAUAGAAUUUUCCUUAUCUUUUCGAUUGGUUGUUUUAGAUAUUGCAGAUUCAAUCUCCGCCACUCGUUUCGGUGCCAAAACUGCAUCCAUUCAUUUUGUCCGUGCGUUUCCUUCCGCCAGUCUUAUCACCCUGCGUCCUCCCCAGAUUCCUCCGCCUCCAGCCCUCGACCGUGCACUCGAACCUCAUCCCAUGGCCGCUACAGUCCUCGAGUCGCUGGUCGUCCCCUCCCAUCGUCCUCACACCACCGCGCCGAGGGCUGCCGCCGCGCUCUUCCCACUCGCCGGCGGCCGUGGGUUGGGCCUCAUCCCCAGGUUCCGCGGACUUAGAUGCGCGUCGCUUCCCCUGAGGGCCGCCGCCGCGUCCAGAUCGAGGAUGGUCGGGAGGAGGGCGGCCGGCGCAUUCGUCUGUGAGGCGCAGGAGACCGCCGUCCAGCUUGCAGAUGUAUCUAAAGAUACAUGGCAGACACUCGUUCUGGGUUCAGACGUCCCAGUUCUGGUUGACUUUUGGGCUCCUUGGUGCGGACCAUGCCGAAUGAUUGAGCCAACGGUUGCCAAAUUAGCAAAAGUUUAUGAAGGCAAGCUGAAAUGCUAUAAGCUCAACACUGAUGAAAACUCUGAAAUAGCUAAUCAAUACGGGAUUCGCAGCAUCCCAACCGUAAUGAUCUUCAAAAGUGGAGAGAAGAAGGAUACUGUGAUUGGAGCUGUGCCGGAAUCUACUCUGGCCACAUCCAUCGAAAAGUUCAUCUAGAGAUGACUACAAGGAUUGAAAUUGGUUCAAGGAGUCUUUUUCUUAGUUUCAUUAAUAUUUUUGCAUUCAGCUCUCUGUGCUGUAUAUAUUAUGCUUUUACCCUUCAACCAAGUUAUAUUGCUCACUGCUGUAAGAAGCAUUUGCUGAAAUCUAAAUUUCUGCUUAGCAA